AUGACAAUAUCAACGACCCAGCUACGUUUGGGACGACUGUUGCUCGUGUUCCUUGGGGUACUCGCCAUCGCCUGGAGGUUCUGGCCAUUCCCGUACAAGCCUCACUCCACCACCCAUCCCCAGCAGGCCUGGGAUGACCUUACAGCCAUUGAAAAUCAGACAUUGGGAUUUGGGAAAGUUUUUGCCAUUAAUCUGCCCAGCCGACCGGAUAAGCGCGAUAACAUUGUCUUGGGCUCGUCUGUUUGUGAUUUCCUCGUCGAUUGGAUCGAUGGUGUGCUCCCGGAAGAAAUUAACCCCAAGUCCUAUCCAUAUAAUUGGGAUCAAAGCCACAAGCCGACUGAAUACGCUGCCCGUCGGGCGCAUGUCAACGGAAUGAAACGUAUUGUUGAGAACAGGAUAGGAAGCGCAAUCAUCAUGGAGGAUGAUGCUGACUGGGACGUCAAUAUCAAGGUACAACUUCAAAACUUCGCCCUCGGGGUUCGGGCCCUCCAAGGCACGUAUGAGAGUCUGACUACCUCCCCAUACGGGGACGAUUGGGAUAUUCUCUGGCUCGGUCAUUGUGGUAUCGAAUGCAAGACCGACUUGCCCUUCUAUCAAACCCCGCAUGACCCUACUAUUCCUGAACCUCGGCAUUUCCUUCCCUACUGGCGUGAUACUCCUCCAAUUGAACGACCGGACCAUGCCCGGCUGACUUGUACUGCCAAAGAUGGUGUAUGCUCAAGCAUGUAUGCUGUGACUUAUCACGGCGCUCAGCGGAUCCUUGCUGCACUGUCAGUGAAUCCUUCCGGCCUUGCCGAGGAGAUCGAUAUUGGUGCGCAAUUCGACGUGUCUCUAGGCCGCAUGUGCGGGAAUGGGUAUUUGCGCUGUUUUGCACCAUAUCCUUCCUUGACAGGAAUUUUCCGUCCUGCUGGAAGCGCAGAGAAAGUAUCUGACAUUCAUGACGAGAAGGGAGAAGCUGUGGGUUUUGCUAGUUGGGGAGUACUAUACAGCACCAUGCUGAAUGUGAAGCAAAUUCUCAAUCGAGAGCCUGUGCACGCAACAUGGGAUGACGUUGAGAGGCCACAGGUUGUUCCACAUACGAUCCCCAUUGGGAAGGGCUCAGUUUAUACAACGGGACAAGAGGGGCAACGCGAGAUUGCGUCGGUUGCUGUUGAUGAGGAACGACGAAGUCAUAGAGCGACACAUGUGCGUAUAUAG
Messenger RNA from Penicillium macrosclerotiorum, 1197 nucleotides. RefSeq lists its product as uncharacterized. Lineage: Eukaryota; Fungi; Ascomycota; Eurotiomycetes; Eurotiales; Aspergillaceae. The record is from RefSeq and is a predicted model, not a curated record. The transcript has 4 exons. The coding region runs from base 1 to 1197 and encodes 398 amino acids.